AACAACAAAAACAAUUUUGAUUUUUAUAUACACAUUGUUAUCAGUAAACAGCAAACAUUAGUGCUCCUAAGAGGACCGGAAAAAUGCACUUUCUAGACAACUUUGAUCCAGUAACAUCUGAGCGUGAACGUCGUAAGCUGAACCGUAAAAACUAUUUUGGAAAUCGUAAAAGUAAAUCAAUAUACAACGAACAUGGUGAAAUAGCGGCCACAGGUAAAGACGUAUGUGAUUGCUUGGACGAAAAGUGCCCUGGAUGCCACUUCCCUUGUCCGAAAUGCAGUUCUUGUAAAUGUGGCCAUGAAUGCAGGGUAAAUCGAAAAUGGAUGUAUGACAGGAUUGAGAUAGAGGGCAAUGAUGCCAUUAUUAAAAAUGAAUACAAACACAAGUAAAUUCCUGAAUAAAAAAUAUUAUUUGUAGUGUUUGGUAAUUGUGAGAAGUUUCGCCAAUGAACAAUGUGGUGUGUGGUCUUAAUUCAUUUUGGUU
This is a messenger RNA of Cydia amplana, 483 nucleotides long. Its product is annotated as ARL14 effector protein. The coding region runs from base 84 to 389 and encodes 101 amino acids. The transcript is spliced from 3 exons. The record is from RefSeq and is a predicted model, not a curated record. Gene Ontology annotation, cellular component: intracellular membrane-bounded organelle. Lineage: Eukaryota; Metazoa; Arthropoda; Insecta; Lepidoptera; Tortricidae.